This is a messenger RNA of Gilbertella persicaria, 1170 nucleotides long. Its product is annotated as NADP-dependent oxidoreductase domain-containing protein. The record is from RefSeq and is a predicted model, not a curated record. Bases 89 to 1030 code for a protein of 313 amino acids. The transcript is spliced from 6 exons. Gene Ontology annotation, cellular component: cytosol. Lineage: Eukaryota; Fungi; Mucoromycota; Mucoromycetes; Mucorales; Choanephoraceae. Gene Ontology annotation, molecular function: aldose reductase (NADPH) activity.
CUCGGAUAUAUAAUAAAUAUAAAAAACUUUCCUUACUCUAAUUCGGCGCAAUUUUCAUUUCUUCUGCUUUCUUUAUUCUCUUGUCACCAUGUCUCUUAACAGAAAAAUCACUUUAAACAACAACGCACAAGUACCUCUUGUUGGUCUUGGUACAUGGUUAAGUAAGCCUGACGAAGUCAGAAAGGCUGUCAAGUAUGCUCUCGAAAAUGGUUAUCGCCAUUUGGAUUGUGCCUAUGUCUAUUGUAACGAAGAUGAAGUUGGUCAAGGUCUUAGAGAAUCUGGUGUUCCUCGUGAUCAAGUCUUUAUUACAUCCAAGCUCUGGAACACACAUCACCGUAAGGAAUAUGUCAAGCAUGCUGUCAAGGCUUCUCUCAAAGCUUUAGGUGUUGAUUACCUUGAUCUUUACUUGAUUCACUGGCCUGUUUCCUUUGUCAACCCUGGUAAGCCUGAAGACACUCCCGUUGUCCCCAACAUGGAUUACCUUAUCCCUAAAAAAGACGGUGUUGUCCAAGUCGAGACAGUAGAUCAUCUUGAGACCUGGAAGGCCAUGGAAGAACUCGUUGAUGAAGGUUAUGUUAAAGCCAUCGGUAUCUCCAACUACAAUAUCGAAAAGACUAAGAUCAUUUUGGACAACUGCAGAAUCAAGCCUGCCAUGAACCAAAUUGAAUUACACCCUGCUUUGCAACAACCUGAACUUGUCAAGUUCUGUCAUGACAACGGUAUCCAGGUCACCGCCUACUCUCCUUUAGGUAACAAUGUCUAUGGUGAAGAACGUAUUGUGGAUGAUCCUAUUAUCGUGAAUGUGGCCAAGAAGCUCAACAAGUCGCCUGCUCAAGUCUGUAUUGCCUUUGCUGCUCAACGUGGUGUGGUUGUGAUUCCCAAGUCUGUCACACCUAGCCGUAUUACCGAAAACUUCCAAGAUUUCAUUCUUCCUCAAGAAGAUUUUGAUGCCAUUGCUUCUUUGGGCUCAAGAAACAUUCGUUACAAUGAUCCUGGUACCAAGGAAUGGUCUUGCUCCAUCUUUGAAUAAACAAAAUCAAUAAUAAUAAUAAAAAAAACCAUGUAUAUUAAUGAGGCAAAUUCAUCAGAGAUAAAAUAUCGUGUUCUAAAGAAAGAUAAAAAUGGACUUUUGGUAUCCAGCUUUGCUCUAAGAGUGACUAGAAACACGCC